AUGCAGAACAUUGUUGAUCCUGUUCAGAAAAUGAAGGAACUAGUGGAUACGCUAAAGAUUCAUUAUUACUCGCUCUUCAAUGGACCAGAUAGUCUCUGGCCGUAUAUGAAGACCUUGUACAGUGAACAAUCAGUUCUCAGCUUUGCUGGCAAAGAAUAUGUUGGCCCGAAUGAGAUCUUCGCAAGUUUGACGGAUUUAAGGAGUACAUUGGCUGGAGAUUGGCCUCCAGAGAAGCUAGUGCAUGUCGUGGAAAAGCUUCAGUGCAAAGGUCAUGGGCAAGAUGGAAUUGCAAUCCGUGCAUCUGGGUCAUUUAUAAUUGGUAAUCAAUUUCUCUUUUGUGGGGAUGGAGUACAAGCUGAGGGUUUGCCCAAUUUCAAAGAUCAAUCUGCUAUUGAUUUAGAAAGUAGGAAGGUUUAA
This is a messenger RNA of Impatiens glandulifera, 417 nucleotides long. RefSeq names its product mitogen-activated protein kinase kinase 3-like. The coding region runs from base 1 to 417 and encodes 138 amino acids. NCBI's taxonomy places the organism in Eukaryota, Viridiplantae, Streptophyta, Magnoliopsida, Ericales, Balsaminaceae. The record is from RefSeq and is a predicted model, not a curated record. The transcript is spliced from 3 exons.